Messenger RNA from Tigriopus californicus, 2331 nucleotides. RefSeq names its product sulfhydryl oxidase 2-like. NCBI's taxonomy places the organism in Eukaryota, Metazoa, Arthropoda, Copepoda, Harpacticoida, Harpacticidae. Gene Ontology annotation, cellular component: Golgi membrane. Gene Ontology annotation, molecular function: protein disulfide isomerase activity; flavin-dependent sulfhydryl oxidase activity. Gene Ontology annotation, biological process: protein folding. The record is from RefSeq and is a predicted model, not a curated record. The transcript is spliced from 8 exons. Bases 340 to 2175 code for a protein of 611 amino acids.
AUUGGCUGGCCACUUUUGAAUUCCUAUUCUCUACUUCUGAUCAGCUCAAGCUGCAUUCAGUCGAAGGAAGAUGAGUCCCUGGCUGGGGAAUAACUGUACAUCAAGUCGGGAGAUGAAGACAUCGAUACAAAACGAGUUUUGCCUGGCUGUCAGAUUUCUCUCCGAUUUUCCAAUUGUCCAUUGUUACUGCGCCAAAGCUAAGAGUUAGGGCGACGUGCACCAGACGCUAAAAAGAAAGACACUCGAGCCAUUUAAAACAAAUUCAAAGGAGCACCUUGCAAACGAACAAAUCAUCUUUCGAGAGUGAGACACACAAAUUAUGACCUUACGUCUUUGAACAUGACACGACAUCCGAGAAUCCAACAAGAGAAUCACUUCAUUUCAUUACGACCAUUGUCUAUGAAGAUGCCAUUUGUGUUGAUUGGAUGGUUGUUGAUGGGGAAUGUGGAAUUGGGAUUGGGAAAUGAAGCUGUGUCUCUGUACUCGUCCAGUGAUCAAGUGGUGGAAUUAGUGGAUGCCAAUAUGACUAAUAACAUCUAUAAUUCAAGAUUCUUGUGGGUGGUGGAAUUCUAUUCUCAUUGGUGUGGCCAUUGCCAACGUUUUGCGCCAACUUGGAUGAUGUUGGCGGAUCAGUUUGCGGAUUGGUCAGGUCAUGUGAAGAUCAGUGCCUUGAACUGCGCAGAGCAAUCAGACCAAUGCGCCAACUUUAACAUUAUGGGCACACCCACUGUCCGAAUAUUCCCACCUACGACGGCCCCGCCCUUUCAAGGCGUUGAUGUGCACUUGCAAAAUCGGAGUGAUUUACUUUACCUGCGUUCAACUGUUAUGUUCCAUGUGGCAAAAUCCCAAAUGAAUCAACUGUUCCCCUAUCCUCUGCCCAAUCUACAAUACUCUCGUGCUAGAUCAUACUUGGAGUUGUACUCACUUAUUCGCCAAGAUCCUGAUCGCCCAACGGUGUGCAUAGUGGAAAGCGCGGAUACUCCCGUAUUAGGGCUUCUCGUCCUUCAAUCCUUGGGGCCUAAUACCUUGGAGAAAAUGAACAUAAGAAGAUUUCAUGCAUCUUCUCAGGAAACAUUUCAAUCAUACUUCACACAAAUCACUCAAUUUCCAGCAGUUGUUAUACACUUUGGUGACUUAAAAAGAGGGGAAUCCGAGCAGAUAUUUAUGCCUGAUAAAUGGUCUUCUAUACCCGUAGCACAACAAGUGUUAGGGUUCAUUUACCAACAUUUACCUCAAGCUAAUCGUUUUGAAGUUUUACCAAUCUCUUCAACGACCUCGAGAUCCGUAAGUGAAGAGCUGAAUAACGAUGACGUGGUGUACGCAACCGAUCUGGAGAAAGCCAUUGAAUACGCGAUUACUCAAGAGAUUGCCAACCAUCCCGUUUUGACGGAGGCACAUCUAACCACGAUUGGCUGGUUCUUGGAUGUGAUCAUCCGUUAUCUUCCUCUUAGGGCCGAGGUGAAACUAUUUCUUACUCAACUUCGAGACUGGCCAUCUCAAUUGCAAUUGAAAUCCAUCUCGAAUGAUGUCUACAAGGACAAAGUUCUCGAGUUGAAAAGGCUGUUUCGGCCUUUUCAAGGCACGCCAGAUGAGUGGGCUGGAUGUCGAGGUUCCAGUCCCAAGUACCGCGGAUAUCCGUGCUCCCUUUGGACCUUGUUCCAUACUCUGACCGUCAACGCAGCGCUGAGAGAUCAACACAAAGAGCCAAUUGAAGGUCCCACGUUGGUUGCCCGUGCCAUGGUCAGUUAUAUCCAUUAUUUCUUCAGUUGCCGCCAUUGUGCCGAAAACUUUGCGUCUAAAGUUAGAAGUAUAGGUGCUUUACCUUCAACACCCACUGGCGCAAUUUUGUGGCUCUGGAAAAUUCACAACAUGGGCAACAAAAAACUGGCGGGCGAUUUGACAGAGGAUCCAGCUCAUCCCAAGAUCGAAUGGCCUUCUCCGGCUCUUUGUCCCGAUUGCCGGGCCCCCCCGGUAAGUCCAUCCAAUGAAGUGGGACAAGGCGGCACCUUGUGGAAUCUUGACAAAACAGCUGACUACCUGAUCAAAGUCUACCGCGAGGAGAAUAUUAUUCCGAACAAGUUCUACGCGAGCGGUUUGCUUCGAGCAUCGAGCCUAAAUUAUGUGUUUCUAUUGGCUUUUCAUUUUCUUCUACAGAAGAAAGGAUUUCAAUGGUGAAGGAUCUGCUGUCUAAUUUGGUAUCGGAUUUCAAUUCGUCCCAAAUCAACAACAAUAUCACUAUUGACGAGCUUUUGGAGAAGAUCAACAUACCGCAAUUCUGCCAGAAUGUCUAUGAUAAGGUUUGAUGAAAAUAAAAGCAAGAGCUGCAUCAAA